Pygoscelis adeliae (Adelie penguin) is the source of this 4008-nucleotide messenger RNA. It is a transcript of the gene SEPTIN2, whose product is annotated as septin 2. Gene Ontology annotation, molecular function: GTP binding; molecular adaptor activity; GTPase activity. Gene Ontology annotation, cellular component: septin complex; microtubule cytoskeleton; cell division site. The transcript is spliced from 12 exons. Bases 27 to 1112 code for a protein of 361 amino acids. The record is from RefSeq and is a predicted model, not a curated record. Gene Ontology annotation, biological process: regulation of exocytosis; cilium assembly; cell division. NCBI's taxonomy places the organism in Eukaryota, Metazoa, Chordata, Aves, Sphenisciformes, Spheniscidae.
AGAUUUGUUCCUGACCUUCCACAAAAAUGUCUAAGCAACAGCCUGCUCAGUUUACCAAUCCAGAAACCCCUGGCUAUGUUGGAUUUGCAAACCUUCCCAACCAGGUUCACCGCAAGUCUGUGAAAAAGGGGUUUGAAUUUACUCUUAUGGUGGUUGGUGAAUCUGGAUUGGGAAAAUCUACUUUAAUAAACAGCCUCUUCUUGACAGAUCUCUACCCAGAAAGGAUAAUCCCAGGAGCUGCUGAGAAGAUUGAACGCACUGUGCAGAUUGAAGCCUCAACAGUUGAAAUUGAAGAGAGGGGUGUGAAACUACGCCUGACGGUUGUAGAUACACCAGGAUAUGGGGAUGCUAUCAAUUGUCGAGACUGUUUUAAGACCAUAAUCUCUUACAUUGAUGAGCAGUUUGAGCGAUAUCUGCAUGAUGAGAGUGGUUUGAACAGAAGGCAUAUCAUAGAUAACCGGGUUCAUUGCUGCUUCUAUUUCAUUUCACCAUUUGGUCAUGGCCUUAAGCCUCUGGAUGUUGAGUUUAUGAAGGCCAUACACAACAAAGUAAAUAUUGUACCAGUGAUUGCAAAAGCUGAUACGCUUUCUCUGAAAGAGCGAGAAAGACUAAAGAAAAGGAUUCUGGAUGAAAUAGAAGAGCAUGGCAUCAAGAUUUAUCACCUGCCUGAUGCUGAAUCAGAUGAGGAUGAAGAUUUUAAAGAGCAGACCAGACUCCUGAAGGCCAGCAUCCCAUUUUGUGUAGUGGGAUCCAAUCAACUCAUUGAAGCCAAAGGUAAAAAAGUUAGAGGUCGACUCUACCCAUGGGGUGUAGUUGAAGUGGAGAAUCCGGAACAUAAUGACUUCCUGAAGCUGAGGACCAUGUUAAUCACCCAUAUGCAAGAUCUUCAGGAGGUGACCCAGGAUCUUCACUAUGAGAACUUCCGCUCUGAGAGGCUAAAACGAGGCGGCAGGAAAAUAGAAGACGAAGAAGUAAAUAAAGACCAGAUUCUGCUUGAAAAAGAAGCUGAACUUCGUCGCAUGCAGGAGAUGAUUGCGAGAAUGCAGGCACAGAUGCAGAUGCAGAUGCAAAGUGGAGAAGGAGAUAGUGCAGUUCAUGGACACCAUGUGUAAAUAAAGUCUUUGAUUACUUUAUACCCUGACUUAAAGGAGACAUUCUGGAGUUGAAUUACGGUGGUGUUACACCAGAAAGGAUGCCUUUUGCUCAACAUGUGACUUGGGAGUUUGCUUUAGAGUUUAACAUGGAAAUGUAUUGUGGCAACUCGUGAUACGUGUUUCAUAACAUGUAGUCAGUUGGUAUUUUAUAUAUUAUACACAUCUGACUUUUUGUUUAGUAAUUCUUAUAUUGAGCUUAUUUUCAAUUUCCCAUUGUAUUAGGGAUACAAAAUAGACAUUGAAACUUUUCUAGCCUGAUAGGGUGUUAGAUAAUAAUUAUUAUUUUUUUUAAUAUGGCUUAUUAGCUCCCUGCUUUUAACUUCGUAUUACCUUUAGAAAUAAACAGCUGUCAGUGAUAUCUUGUUCAGUGGCAUGUAACAGUCACCUCACUAGGGAUCCCUGCAAGGUUAAUUUUAUAUUUUUUGCAGUGUUUACAGGUGCGUGUCUGUGAGACCAUCGGCCCUUUUUCUGUGUCUGCUCAGUGCAGAUGAUUUCCUUGGCCUCUGCAAGUACCAAUUUAAAAUUCAAGCAUGCCUUGUGUCUUAACAAAAGAAAUAAGAGGAAAUGCCUCUUUAAGAGGCACACUGUAUUUUAUAUGACAGGCAUUAUUUCCUUCAGAUUUAACCUUGAGGGACAUAUAUUCUUUAUUGUUUGCCUAAAAUCUCUUACUCUCUUGCAGAUAAUUUUUUAAGAGUUUCUUAUAGGUUAGCACAAAUCAGUCCUGCUAUUUUCUGGCAUUACUGUAGCCAAAUAAACUUGAAUAAUGCUGGUACUGUUAAAUGCGAUAAACCCCAAAGAGUAGUUUUCUAUGCAUGGGUGUUUCCUAUAUCCAAAUGCAUAAGAAAUUCUAUAAUUCCUAAUGAGUAUUUUCAUAAGAUUUUUAGGGCAUUGCAUACUGUUAAUUGUAGUAUAAAAUAUAUACUAGCACACUUUUUUUUUUUUUUUUAGUGAUCUGUGCCUGACAGGAUCAAUGCAAUCUGCAUUUUAAGGUCUUGCUCCAAGAUGGAGUUAGCAGUAUUACUUUUGAAGUGACUCUGAUAAGUUACCCUUUUUUUUUUUCUUUUUUAGUUCAAGGUCUUAUUACUAAUUAUUACAUAAUAACAGCUAUAGUAUACAGCUACAUAGGUGGUAGCUGAUAGGGUAAGCAGGAAUAUACCGUGGUUGGUUUUUCUACUACUUCUGAUAAAGCCAGCAAUCAGAAUUCCUAAUCUGAUCUGUUACAAAACAUUGUUACCUGAACAGCCAAUAAAAUAGGUAGAAUUGCAACUUUUUUUCUCUUCUUUGAGCUCAGGUGCAGCUGUGACUUUUAUAAUUUUUUUUUAAUGUUUCUCUGAAAAAAUUAAUAGGAUUUCUACAGCUAAUGUAUAAUUCCAGUGGUACUUUAGUGGCUAGAUUAAAUAUAAACCUGCUAAGCAACUGAAAUUUUUACCUGCCUGAAACUACUGUUGAUGAAUUGUUUUAUAUUUGAAUCUUUCUAAAAAUGUGAAAUCCUGCAUCAUAGCCUUUGCUAGGGAGCUCCAGUUUUCUUCUCAAAAGCAACUACUGUCAAAGUUUUGCACAACUAAUUUGACCUUCCCUAACCUUGACAAAAGUGAAAAUGAGAACCUUUUUGUAUGUUGAGAUGCACAGAAGUGUGAAGUCCCAUUUUGUCAAAUAUUUACGUAUAAAACUUAGAUGGAGAAACAUGCACUUCUAAGUUUUUGUCUUGCUUUUUUGAAAGAACGUGUGGAAACAAAGUAAUGUGGCAGUAUUGUCAGAAAACACUCCACAACACCUUAUUUAUUUCUAAAUCUUUUCAUAUAUUUUUGUGAAUCAGUUGUCAUAAAUUUACCAGAAGAACUUACUAUAAACUUAAGUCACUGAAUACUUUGUGAAGUCCCAUGCUGUGCUUUAGUUGCCACAAAUCUGGUGGGGUUUUUUUUUCUGAUAAUGCAGCAUUUGUCCACUUUUAAGCUAUUUGUCUGGUACGUCUCUGUUAAAUGUUUUGAACACAGCAUGCUUCAGACACUCUCUGCUUUGCCAAGGAGAGCAAUUCUGGGACAUUAGUGUUUCCACCUAUAAGCUUGGUAGGGUAUGGUAAGCUGCAAUAGUACUAUGAACCCGUACUUGAAGAAAAACUGUGAAAUCUAAAAUGUAUGCAAAGGGGGACUGGUUGUACAUGUAACUCUCUCUGUGUAUGUUGGUUUGAUAGUUUUUUCCUGUAUUUUCUAGCAUGGGAACAAAAGCAGAUUGUCCAUGCAUUUAGUGCUGUUUGGUCACUACCUGUGGAAUUAUUUUAGGCAAUGUCUUAUUCUUUGAAAUAUCAUGUAUCUAUUAAAAUAUUUGAUCAGGAUAAAGUAUUCUGUUUGAUUCUUAGGCAAAUAAUUUUUGAUCUACAGAUUCUAGCAGGAGAAAUAUUUUCAUACGUGGUUUGUUUUGUUUGGGGUUUUUUUUAAUAGGAAAAAGCAAGUUUAUGGCACUUGCCAUUUCAACUGAAAUACUUAAGACAGCUAAUUGCUGCUUCUUCCCAAGUCUUUUCCCCUUCACUUUUCUUGUGAUGGCCUUGCAAUUAGUGGUUUCAUGGUAAGACAUGAAAAGUGAGACUACCUUUCUCAGAUUCUGUUUCAGACAAACUCAACUACUGGUAGAAGAAAGACUUGGAGACAAAAGGUAGAUGUUGUUUGGUGGCUUGCUGAACUGGCCACAAUUCUUUUUCUGUUACAGCACGGUUUCUAUUUUAGGAGUCAAAAUACUUUUGAAUUUGCAGAGCUUUAUAGUUAGUAGCAAAAAUGACUUGCUCUUGGUACAAAAAUCUGUUAUAUUCUGUUUUAUGUACUGUCAUUAGCCAAGGCUAUAAUAAAAAAUGCUAAAAUAC